AUGUUCAUCAUAUUCAUCGCCCACGUGCCCUGGAACUGGUGGACGCUGUGGAUCCCGGCACGUUUCGGUUUUUCAGACGCGACUGAAAUUUUCGUAUUCUGUUCCGGGAUGGCCUCCGCCCUGGCAUUUGGAAAAACAUUCGAUGUCUACGGAUGGGGUAUUGGCGCUGCCAGGAUCGCGCAAAGGAUGUGGCAGGUCUACUGGGCAUUUAUCGGACAGUUUCUGGUCGUUGCGGUCGGACUGGUGAUGGUCCACGAAAGCGGGUUCCUGAACGACUGCUGCGGCCUGACGCAGGACUAUGUCAAUUCACUGAACCUCUGGCAUCUUUACAACAAGACGGAGAUUGCCCUGCCGGGUCUGAUGACGAUGACCUGGGUACCCAACUACUUCGACAUCCUGCCAAUGUAUGUGGUGAUCCUGGCGCUGAUGCCGGCCAUCAUGCUGAUUUCACGUUACUCGGUGCCCGGUGCAUUCGCCUUUUCAAUCGGUCUGUGGCUGGCCUCACAAUUCGGUUUGCUCGACCUUCCGGCAGAACCCUGGUCGGACCGCAAGUGGUUCUUCAACCCCUUCGCAUGGCAGAUGCUCUUCUUCACCGGAUUUGCAUUCAUGCGCGGCUGGAUCCCAGCACCGCCUGUCAGCCGAAACCUCGUGCUGUUUGCCCUUGCAAUCCUCGUGAUCACGGUGCCUUUCGCAUAUUUCCGCGUCUACAGCGCGAACCAUCUGGACCUCGUCUGGGCAAAGGAAGUGCGCGAGGCCAUCAGACCGCUGUGGGUCAAGACCGAAUUCGGCAUUCUUCGCUACAUGCAUUUCCUUGCCCUUGCCUAUGUCGCCUGGGUUGCCGCGGGUGAACAUGGCAAACGCCUUCUUGGACACGGCGUGCUGUGGGGCGGGUUUGUACGUGUUGUCCAGAAGGUCGGUCAGCAGUCGCUUGCCGUCUUCAUGGCGAGCCUCGUGAUUGCACAGACCGUGGCCAUCCUGCGGGACAUGGCAUGGGCCCGCGGUGAGUGGCUGGCGCAGGUGUUCACCAAUUUCGGUGGCUUCCUUGCGCUGAUUGCCGUCGCCUAUGUGGUGUCCUGGUACAAGAGCCAGCCCUGGCGGAAACCGCCGUCAAUCUCCAAUCCUCCAUCCAGCACGGUCCCGGGUUCUUCACCCAGGGAAGGUGGCAACCAAACCACCGAGCACGCACGGUCGGAGGCAAAAGAGCCCGCCCUUACCUGA
This is a messenger RNA of Effrenium voratum, 1218 nucleotides long. NCBI's taxonomy places the organism in Eukaryota, Dinophyceae, Suessiales, Symbiodiniaceae. The record is from the annotation of a GenBank genome assembly.